AUGUUGAUUUUAAAAUGCAUACAAAGUAAAAAAAUUCUUUGUACAAUAUCAAAUAAUAUAGGAGCUCUUUCAUCUAUUCGGAAAAUAUCUAAUGCAAAGGAAAUUAACGUGAAAGGGAAAUAUGAUAUUAUUAUUGCUGGUGGUGGCAUGGUUGGAUGUGCCUUAGCCUGUGCUAUGGGUAAAAAUCCUUUACUCUCUCAACUAAAAGUAUUACUACUAGAAGGAAGUCCAAAUAAAAAGUUUGAAUUCAAGCCUGAAUACAGUAACAGGGUGGUCGCUUUGAAUGGAAAAACCAAAUCUUUGAUGAACUCAUUAAAAGUAUGGGAACAUGUUGAAAAUAUGAGAUUACAGCCGGUUAGAUAUAUGCAAGUGUGGGAUGCAUGUUCCGAUGCCUUAAUAUCUUUUAGCAGUUCAGAAAUCUUUGAUGAUGAUUUAGCAUAUAUUGUCGAAAAUGAUGUUUUGCUUGAAGCCAUUAACAAAGAGUUGAAGUCCAAAGAUGUAAAGAAUGUAGAAAUUGUAUAUGGAGCUAAAAUAGGGGGUUAUGAACUAGCUAAGGAUGAUAGUCCCAGAAACAUUGUUAAAAUGAGCAACGGAGACAACUACAUAUGUGACUUGCUGGCAAAUUUGAAAUAA
Danaus chrysippus (African queen) is the source of this 633-nucleotide messenger RNA. Lineage: Eukaryota; Metazoa; Arthropoda; Insecta; Lepidoptera; Nymphalidae. The record is from the annotation of a GenBank genome assembly.